This is a messenger RNA of Marmota monax (woodchuck), 2151 nucleotides long. It is a transcript of the gene Xkr8, whose product is annotated as XK related 8. The record is from RefSeq and is a predicted model, not a curated record. Bases 263 to 1450 code for a protein of 395 amino acids. Gene Ontology annotation, cellular component: plasma membrane. Gene Ontology annotation, biological process: phosphatidylserine exposure on apoptotic cell surface; apoptotic process involved in development; engulfment of apoptotic cell. NCBI's taxonomy places the organism in Eukaryota, Metazoa, Chordata, Mammalia, Rodentia, Sciuridae. The transcript has 3 exons.
CUGGUCCGAGAAACCCCAAAGGCUGGCGACAGGACCGGAUUCGGGAGCGCCUUUUGGGAUGCGGAAGGGCUGGCUUGGGGGCUCGGGCAAUACACCAGCUUCGCUCCUCCCCGGACAGGGCGGGAUUGGGAAGUCCCGCCCAGCAGGCCCCGGCCCGGGGCUGCCCUAAAGGCUGCUCCCGCCUCCUUCCUGCGACCGCGACCUUGGGAUAGAGUGUGGGUCCCAGGGGCAAGGGGAGGGAACGGGCAGAGGCAGGCGGGUCAUGCCCUGGUCGUCCCGCGCCGUUCUCCUUCGGGAUCUGAUCUUGGGCGUUUUGGGCACCGCUGCCUUCCUGCUCGACUUGGGCGCGGACCUGUGGGCCGCCGGCCAGUAUGCGCUCAGCGGCCGCUACCUGUGGGCCGCGCUGGUGCUGGCGCUGCUAGUCCUCGCAUCGGUGGCGCUGCAGCUCUUUAGCUGGGUCUGGCUGCGCGCAGACCCCGUUGGUCUGCACGAGUCGCAGCCUCCCGGCCGCUGCUUGGCGCUGCUGCACUUCCUGCAGCUGGGCUACCUGUACAGAUGCCUGCAGGGGCUGCAGCAGGGGCUGUUGGUGUGGCAGCAGGAGGAGCCUUCCGAGUUUGACCUGGCCUAUGCCGACUUCCUGUCCUUGGACAUCAGCAUGCUGCGGCUCUUUGAGACCUUCCUGGAAACGACGCCACAACUCACACUGGGGCUGGCCAUCGUGCUACAGAGUGGCAGCGCUGAGUAUUACCAGUGGCUUAGCAUCUGCACAUCCUUCUUGGGCAUCUCAUGGGCACUGCUGGACUACCACCAGGCCUUGCGCACCUGCCUUCCCUCCAAGCCCCUCCUGAGCCUGGGCUCCUCUGUCAUCUACUUCCUGUGGAACCUGCUACUACUGGGGCCCCGAGUCUUGGCGGUGGCCCUGUUCUCAGCCCUCUUCCCUCAUUAUGUGGCCCUGCACUUUCUGGGCCUGUGGCUGGUGCUGCUGCUCUGGAUCUGGCUUCAGGGCACAGACUUUAUGCCAGGCCCUACCUCUGAGUGGCUGUACCGGGCGACAGUGGCCACCAUCCUCUAUUUCUCCUGGUUUAAUGUAUCUGAGGGCCAUACCCGAGGCCGGGCCACCAUUCACUUGGCAUUCCUCCUAAGUGACAGUGUUUUGCUGGCGGUCACUUGGGUGACUCAUAGCACCUGGCUCCCAUUGCACAUGUGGCUUCCCUUGGGCGGUGUCUGCUUACUUUUAGGUCUGGCUCUGCGCCUUGUCUACUACCGCUGGCUCCACCCUAGCUGCCGCUGGGAGCCUGACCGGGUGGAUGGGGCCCGAAGUCUCUCUCCUUUGCCACACAGUCAGCUGCCUCAGAACAGGCGCAUGAUUCACUUGGCUCGGAACUUUUUCCCCAAGGCUAAGGAUCAGGCUGCUUUGUCAGGGAAGGGAGAGGUGAAUGGGGUCCUUUGAGGCAGGGUCAGACCAGCCUAGGGAGUUCACAGUGUAAUAGAAUGAGAAGGCCUGGGCCCUGGAGGGCCAAGGGUGCCAAUUAUUAUGUAGGAGACACUUUUCUCCUUUUCCCCAACCAGUAUAGCUGGUGUCCCAGAGCUUCCCAUAGCUGGUAUUUUCACCUUUCAAGUAAUUGGUGGAAGUGCCAUGCCACCCUUGUUUUCCUCAUCUUGCCUAGAAGGCCCCAGGACACCUAUGGGCUGGCUCUCUGGAAUUUUUCCCUGCACUACCCCAUUUGUUCAGUUCAUUCAACAAAUGUUUACUGAGAGCACUUUAUGUGCUGGGAACAUUUUUCUAACUGUGGAACCAGCUGCUGCUCUAUAGUUUCAUCCUCUGCCUGCUCCAGCCAAUCCUGAGUAGGCUCUCAAAGGCUGGUGGACCAACUCUGCACAGCCCCUGCCAGCACCUCCAGGGUCUUAGCACAGCUGUUUCAGCCUUGGCUCCUCCAGGGGCUGCUUUUUGCCCAAGUGCCUUGUGGGCCUGUGGUCUGGACCAUGCACAGCCCAUUGAGUAUUUUUAUUCUUUAACCAGUGUACCUCCUACCUCAGAGUUGAUGUGAGAGGAAGAGAAUGUAUAUAUAUACGUGUUGCUGCCAGUGAGGACACGUGUUAUUUUUGUUUAACAGUAUUAAUAUGUUAUUAUUAAAAACUUGUGCAAUCCUC